Molecule: messenger RNA, 9231 nt
Organism: Vespa mandarinia (Asian giant hornet)
Lineage: Eukaryota; Metazoa; Arthropoda; Insecta; Hymenoptera; Vespidae
Gene: RhoGAP19D
Product: Rho GTPase activating protein at 19D
Biological process (GO): signal transduction
Molecular function (GO): protein binding; phospholipid binding
Source: RefSeq, a predicted model, not a curated record
UUCCAUCUUCUUGACCCCACCACUAUCAGCAACCACGUAGGAACGUACAACACCGUUUUGAUUCAGUAUCGUCAGUAUCGCGCGAACCAUACUGUUGUUUGAGAGUUCAUCGCGUGUCCUUAACUCUUUUUUCGGCUUUUUCCCUCGCUUUCUCUUUCUCGAGCACGACGAAAAAGUGACCCAGGAACAGAAUCUUCGUUAUGAAGUUUGUUUUACCUCAGAAGUGUCUUAAAACAAUCAAACUUUAAUUGCAUCUUGGUAAUGAUAUUGCAAAUAUUCUUUUCUGUCUCGGAAUAGAAAACAAGAAGUAAUAAAAAGAAAUAAUAAAAAAAAAGUAACGAUAAUAAUAGUGACAAUAUGUGAUGGUGUUUGAUCAUUAUUUCUUCGAGGUAAAAUCUAUGUAUAUUCGAGGUUCUUACGAGGCGCGUUCAUUCGGGAAGAGUACUGUGGCAUCGUUGGUUCUUGCGGCGGUGUGUUUCACGCUCGAUUAAUUUCUUAGGUGCGACAUACUUCACCACCGCCACCAGCACCAACAUCUGCAGCUACUCGAAAGGAGAGUUCGUCACUUCGUGGUCCUCGAACUCUCCUUCUUAAACGUAGCGAAAAUGGCUUCGGAUUCACUCUCCGACAUUUUAUCGUUUAUCCGCCCGAGUCCUGUUGCAUGUUGCCAGGACACGAGCGGACAAGGAUCGAUGAGCCUAUGGACACGAUCUUCGUAAAGCAGGUGCGAGUCAAUUCGCCAGCAGCAGAAGCAGGUCUUCGUACGGGUGAUCGGGUGGUUUCCGUUGAUGGAAUACCAACACGAGGUGAACAAUACGCCAGUGUAGUGCAACGUAUUCAACAAGCGGGUCCUUGGUUGCGACUACUCGUUGUUUCAAAAGAAGACGAUAUCUUGCAACGGUACUUUGGUGAAACGGCACACAAUCCUGAGACGAAUCAACGUCCACGAUUACGUUCUCCAGAGAGGAUUUCUCAGAAGCAAAGAAGAUCUAUCAGCAUGAUCCCUGGAUCGUCGCCGAAAACAACGAGGCAAUCAUGGAUUUGCUCGCUUCCAGAUUCAGAGAAUCAGAAUACGACUUGUAGAGAAAGCGAAGAGGCUGUUUACAAAGAACAACAAGGCAACAAGAUGUCACCGUCUAUACCAGUUAUCACGGCGCAACAAAGAAGAUUCCUGCAAGAAACGAGUGUUCCUUGCGAACCUAUCGAGGAUAGAAUGCAAUCAAGAAAACUACAGCAACAACAAGCUAGAGAAGCCAUGGAAUCGCCUCUCCAGUCGUACAGCCGUCCCUCACCGGAUCAGAGGUUCGAUUUGUAUGAUAGAACGCGUCCCGAAUCGAUUUACUCUAGACCGAGUAACGAACAAAUUUACGAUCGAAUUAAAGAUCCUAUUUACGAACGCGUUAGAUCAGGUGAAUCAGGCCAAUUUGAGAAAGAACAACAACAGCUAACGAUGUUACGUUAUCCUAUGUCCCGCGCGGAACCACAAGUUCCUAUUUACCGUCCUGGCAGACGAGUGAUAACGAGACGAGCAAGUGAAGGUAGUGGAGGGACUGGGCAAACAAAUGAAUCAGAAGUUCCGAGUUAUGGAAGUAUAGAUGCUCUUAGAUUAAACGAUCCAAGUUUAAGGUUGAGCAUGGAUUCUCGAAGAGACUCCUCACCAGUCAGUAAGGGUAGUUUGUCCUCGUUUGAUUCUAAUUCGACCGUUACUGGAAACGAGUGCUCUGAUGACUCUGUAAUCAUGAACAGAUUACGUAAGAGUUUCGAACAAAAGGAAGAAUUUUUACGCAGACCGAGUCAUCCGAUCGGAUGGAAUAUCGCCGAGGAUGCGUCAAGAUUGCAACAAGGUAGUAGCAACUCGGCUGUUAUUCAAAGAGAAUUUUACGCGAGACCGCAAAAACUUCAAAGGCAAAUUUGGCCGCCUAAUGAGCAACAACAAAGGCAACAAUCGCCUACGAGAAGAGUGGAAAAUAAAAGUAAUGGUAAAUUGUCAUUAACGAAACCGUCGAAUCAAAACGUCCAAAGAGUGAAGACGGAUAUUGAUUCUGAAUCGGAUUAUACUAAUACGCGAAGCGAUCAGAAUGAUGAUCGAUCGAAUCUUAUUGACAGUCAACGUAGCAUCAGAGAUAGAUUUUAUUCCAGUCUUUAUGAGAGCCAAUUGGGCAAAGAAAAUCAUUUCGUUUAUCUAUCAACUAAAACUAACGAUCAGGAUAGAUAUAAAAACAGCAAUAAAUCUGUUUUCGUUAGCACCUUAUCGAGAAUUCAUGAAAAUACGUCGAACUUAGCAACGAAUCAGCAACAACCUCAAGAUCCUCGGAAUGAAUCACUUUCUGUACCAUCUUCGCCAGGCCCAGAUAAAAAAAAUAAUGACAAAUUCCUGGUACCCCCGCAGGGACUACAAAUUGUUUCUAGACGAGCGAAACAAUUCGAGUCCGGUCGACUUCUUAGCGAUGAUGAAGAGCCAACCAGCGAUCGAACUAAUCUGUACAAAAGCGAGCUGUCUAGGUUGUCUAACAAACGAAGUGUACCAAAUGUUGCUGUUAUGAAGAGAGAGUUCGAGUCGAAAGCAGAAUCACAAGAACCAAGAAGAAUGCCUGGUAAUAGAGAGAGCAGGUCGUUAGAUUCCGGAAAGGGAUUGUCCGGGAACAGAAUAUUUCCUAUAGGCAGCAAGUACAUCCAUUGUGAACCCCCUGCCAACUAUAAAGAAGUUCAAGAAAUACCAACGAUGGAAAUAGAAGCAGUUCAUCUUAGGGCACGUAGUAAUAGUGCAGAAUCUUGGGAAACUGUAAACGGAUCGCGUGGAAAUAUAAGACAUACAUGGCAAACAGAGCAAGAAGAGGAGAAAGACAUUAGAAAUGAUAAUAAUAAUGGUGAUAGUAAAAACCAAAGCUAUGCACAGUCUACUAGAAGUCAACUUGCUUCUUGCGAUGAAACAUCAAACAAUGGAGUAAUCCUUAGACGACAGAAAAACGCACAAUUAAGUGAUGAAGAGCGCGCUACGAGAAGAGUUUCCUACCUGAAAGCUACGUGGGGUGAACGAAUGCACGUUGAUAGCGAUUUAGAUCUUAGUGACACUGAACCUGUUCACGUUCUUAGAAGUGCACAUAGACGAUGGAGACCACCGUCAUUUACAAGUGACAUAGCACCGUUAAGACGAAUCUUUGAGGAUAUGACGCAGUCUGCAAAUCUUCAUCGACAUUCUCUUCGUAACAGUAUCAUAAGUACUACGGAUAGUGGCAACGAAGCUCCGAAAGAGGUUGAACCUAUUGAACGAGAAGGCACACUUCACAUCAAGUUCACAGUGCUCGAUGGCAAGCGAUCUUCUGAUCGUUCCUGGAAGCAAAUUUGGGGUGUUCUUCGAGGUCCAAUUUUAUUUUUUUAUAAGGAUCGUCACAGUCAGAGCCCUUCAUCGGUUAACGAUACUGAAGGUACUGUACAAAAUAUUGAUGUAAGGUGUUCAUUGGUGGAUAUUGCUGAGGAUUAUACUAAACGAAAACAUGUAUUACGAGUGGUGAAUCCUACAGCAGAAGUGCUUUUACAAACAGAAGAUGCAGCUUCGAUGGCUCUUUGGCUAAGAUCACUUCAUAAAUAUGCUGCUACUGAAAAGCCAUUGGAUAUUACCUCUAGUACUUUGAAACAACAAGCAGUACCACAAACUCCCGGACCAACAACACCCAGUGUUGCCUCUGUUCAAAAUGCUAAUCAAAGACUGAGUCCCUUACCCAGUCAUAAAGGUAUCAAGAAGUUAACAUCUUUCAGAAAUAGAUCACCGACUGGGCAAUCGCCAGUAAAUAAAACAAGAAAGCCAAGUCAAAUUGUAGAACCUCUUUCAUCUCCAAAAACCAAAACUUGGAAGGGUAGAGUAGCUAAACAAUUUAGAAGAAUGCAUGGUUCACCAUCAUCACCUACUGCACAAUUGCCACCUGAAGGAGCUACAUUUAAAGUGCCACUUGAACUUUGUCCAUCGUCUUCCUUUUCGGAAUUUGUACCUCUUAUAGUUGAAAUGUGUACUAGUAUAGUUGAGGCACGUGGUCUUGAAGUUGUUGGAAUAUACAGAGUGCCAGGAAAUACUGCUGCCAUUUCUCAGCUUACUGAGAGUGUAAAUAAAGGAUUUGAAAACAUUAAUCUUCAGGACCCCAGAUGGAGCGAUGUGAAUGUGAUAUCUUCUUUACUCAAGUCUUUCUUUCGACAUUUACCAGAUUCACUGUUAACUGCAGAAUUAUAUCCCAUGUUCAUUGACGCGGAUAAGAUUGAAGAUCCUCAAAGGAGAAUGGCAACUAUAAGGAAAUUAUUAAGAGAUCUUCCAGAACAUCAUUUUGAAACACUCAAAUACUUAAUGUUACAUUUGAAGAAAAUUGUAGAACACAGUGAAGUUAAUAAGAUGGAAGCUAAAAAUUUAGCUAUUGUUUUUGGACCUACAUUGGUACGCGCAAGUGGUUCAAGGGAUAAUAUGGUUACGAUGGUCACUGAUAUGUCUCACCAAUGUAAAAUAGUCGAAAGCUUAUUAAAUAAUGUUGAUUGGUUUUUCUCAGACGAAGACCUUGAUGAUUUAAGUAGACUUAGUGUAAAUUUAAGUCUCCCAGCUGAUGGUUGUGAGGUUGAACCAACAUCUAAUACAAAUCAUAAUCUUCUUUUAAACAAUAUACAAAAAGUCGAAGGCAUGCGUGAAAUGGUAUCAGCAAAGGACAUUGUAUCUUCAAUCAUAUCUGCAGCUAAUCGGAAAAUUCAAAGAAGACGAAAAGGCCAGGACGAAGCAGAAAAUGAAGAACAUGAUGAAGAGAAGGUUAAAAUGAAGCAUGAAUCGGACAGUUCACCGACGAUUCGACAAAGCAUGGCACUUAAUGAACGUCAAUGUUCUGUCAGUGAAAUAGUAUUGAUGCAUGAAAACAAAAGUCACCUCAAUCAUUCUAAUAAUUCUUCCGAGCCGACUGAUCGAUCUUCAGCAACAAAUAAUAAUAGUCCAGUAAGUGCUUCAUCCUCUAGUCGAUCCAAAUAUUCGAAUCAACUUGUGCCUGCUAUCUCUUCGAGUUCCGAAUCUUCGAGACCUUUAAGCGAGGCUGGUUUGAAUUGUGUGGAUACAAACUCGAUGACAUCAAACGCAUCCAAUGAGACUAAACAGAGUAAUGAUGAGGUAGCUAUAAGAACGUAUGCCGGACUGAGUGCAACAACACAAGAAAGAAUACGAAGGUUUGAACAGGAGACAAAGGCUAUGUUGCAGAGAGAUCAGCAUCGCCAAAGACGCGAAGCAGAGAAGAGAGAAGAGGAAAGACGAAAAAUAGAAAAGGAAUGGCAAAUGGCAAAACGAGAAAUGGAAAAUGACGAUCUCUUAGAUACUAUAGUAGACAGUACAGUGAUUCCUAAUUUUCUAUCCGAACGUCUCUCCAAUAUGAAUCAGAGGUUGGCAGAAAAAUCAUUAGUGGAUCUCCCCGAGAAACAUGUUCGAUCAAGAUCAACGACGAGAAUUACUCCGUUAUCAAUAGCUGUACAACAACAACCUACGGCGCGACAGAAAGCACAAGCUACUAAUCAACUUACUAAUGUAUUAGGCGAGAAGAUAAAUAAUGGUGUUAUAAAAAAGUUUAAAACAGAUAAAGAGCCGUCUUUAGAAUCUAUUUGCCUACCGCCUAUUCGUUAUGGCAGCUUGGAUUCGUUGCAUGAAGUACACACGCUUCCUCAUUCUUCACCCUCGCCAUCUCAACAACGGAGAGGACUUUCUGGAGAUAUCUCGGACGAUGGUAGCGAUUUAUUGACUAGCCUUACGACAACCUUCGAUCGUAAAUGGAGGUCACUCGUAAAUCCAUCAAGUCAAAUUAUUCAAACGCCCGUAGAACCUGUACCUGUCAACAAUAUCGAAAUUUCAGAUGAUCAAAAAAAACAAAAGGUGGAAGAUCUGUCCGAAAAGAAUCAACAAACAGAAAAAGUUUACCGGGAUCCUAGUCUUCAUAAAUCAUCGAUCGAUAAAAAUCAUUUUCUUCGAGUAAAAGACGAGGCAUUAGAAAAAGAUACAGAUUCAACGGUUACCGAAGUACAUGAUACAGAAGCAAUGAUUACGCCGGAUAACGAUCGAAAUGCAAUCAAAUUGGAAACGAAAAACGUUCUUAAUCAUUUGAAAGAAACUAAUGCGAUAACGGAUUCGACUAAAAAGGAAGAUGACAAAAAGAAAGAAAUUAUUGAUAUUGCUCAAAUUACUGCUACAAAGGAAGGAAAUGGAUCGUCGACUUUUCGCAAAUCUAGUGAUAUGGAAAAUAAAACAGAAGAAAAAAAGGUUCACGAUCGAGAACUCGAUUCGAAUUAUUCAAACAAAUUAGAAAAAUUCGAGAUAUUAACAAAUACCGAGGAGAGAUCACGAUUGAAGAGAUCCGAAUCAUUGAAUAAGAGAUCGGAAAAUACUUUUUCUAAAUUAAAAAGAUCCGAAAGUUUAAACAAGCAUUCCGAAAGAUUAGCUUCACCGACGAAUAGUAAAUUAAAGCGUUCGGAAAGUUUAAAUAAACACUCCGACAGAUCCGAAUCGCCUAAUAGUAAGCUGAAGCGAUCGGAGUCGUUGACUAAAACGGAGAAGACAGAAUGUAAUAUCAGUAAAAGACGACAAUCCGUUAGAAAGGAUAGUGCUACGAAAUUAAAGAGGAAAAACGGGAUGCCGGAGAGAUCAAUCAAAAGAAGACACACGGUCGGUGGUACGAAGGACUUCGAUAAAGUUCACUGGCUUGAUAAUAAAUUACAAUCGGAGGCAGAGAGAGUUGUUAAAAAUGAUUACAAGCCAAAGAAAAGUCAACUGAGAACAAGUUCACCCGAUCUAAGUACCAAUCGCGUCAACGUAACAGAUACUAGUUUUUUGAUCGAAGUCAGUUUUCGUGGUCCCAGUAAUGUUGUUUUUAAUGUUACUAAUGCACGACCACAAUCCUUGCCAGACGCCAAUUUAGCGUCGAAAGUUUUCAAAGUACCUCUCGAAAGUCACGUCUAGGUACUUCUAUUUUAUUAAAAUAAUACCUGCCAUCGCUUUCAAUUGAUAAUGCCACGUGUAAUUAAUUGCUAAACGAGCCAUAUCAAAUUCGAUAUCAGACAUUGAUCAGAUAUUUUCACAUAAACUCCGAAUCGUCUAAUAGUUAUCAAUUUGUUCAAAAUAUAUUAUAAAUUUUUUCAAAUUCAUCGAAUGUAGGUAUGCAAAGCACAUAAAAAAUUACUCAUCCGUGCCAAAGAAUUUUGAUAUCAGUUUUUUAAAAAGUGAUUCUUUAAUCAACAUUUUUUAUCGCUUUUGUUCAAGGAAUGAAAUUAAAAAUUUUAAUAAUUUUUAUAAAUUCAAAUUGAAUUCUUGAUUUUGGAUUUGCACGUGUAUCACUUAUCGUUUGCGAAUGAAUGAAAUGCUAAUACGCUGACCAAAUCAUUUUAUGCUAUUAUUGUAUUAUGUUAUGUUAUAUAAAUUAUAUUAUAUUAUAUAUUAUGCUAUAGCUGCAUUGAGUAUUAAUGCAGUACGCAUAUAAUGAUAUUCCGUUGGUAAAGAAAUUUAUUUGACUUUAUAAGAGAAAACAAAGAAGUAAUAUAAUAUUUCUAAGAGAGCAAGCAAUAAUCUUGCUUCUGGUAUUUAUAUCGUGUCAAUUAUCCAACACAUCAUAUUUGUGAAUUGUGAUUGAGUAAAUUUUUGUAUAUAAAGUAUAUAUACAUACAUACAUACAUACAUACAUACAUACAUAUAUAUAUAUAUAUAUAAUAAGCGGCCCGCACGAACGGUAGGAUAGUUUUAUACCGUGACGUCAAUCUAUCUUUAAAUUUAUAUUUUAAUAACCGAUUUGCAUAUUUGUGAGCCUCUCGCAUAUAUACGGUAGCAUUGAACUUGGCUUUGUUUCACAAGGUCCUUGUAAAGAUAUAAUGUUUAGCAUAAAUAGCAGAAUUUGUAUGCAUUUGUCUCUGUGUUGAAAAAUUUGUACAUAUUACACGUACACACACGUUAAAUCUAUAUAAGGGUAAAUGAUCUAGUGAAAGUAUGAAAUUCGUAAAUCUUCGAAAAUAUUAUCUUAUACUUUUCCCAUUCAAAAAAAAUCUUGCUUUUAAAGCAAAUAAAAAACUAGUUAAUAUUCUAUAUCUUCUCACAUAAAAGUAUACACCAUGUGAUAAAAAUGAUUACGCGUCAAUCUAUACACAUAUUAUACAAAUUGUUAUACUAUAUUUUCGACGCGUAUUGCAUAGUUUGUAAUCAAGAUUAUUUUAAUCUACGUGCGAGACUGCUGUUAUGGUAUUUUAUAGUCUAGUAAAGGCUUAAGUUUAUAUAUAUACCGAGAGAAUAAUAUGGUAAACGUCUGUUCUAAAAAUAUAUAAAGAAAUCUAAUUUACAAAAGAGAACUCGAAGUUCUCGAUAAUAUGCAAAGAUAGGAAAUGUUUUACAAAUAAUUUCAAGUUAAUACAUUUUAAUCUUAUGGAAAUCAUAAAUACGCAUGCUUUGGAAUCAAAAAGGGAAGCUUGCAACAAGAAUUUGACAUCUACUGUUAUAUGUCUAAAUCGCGUUCGCCAUAUAAAAUCGACUAUAUUGCAGUUGUAUUCUAAAAGACCAAUGUACACAAAUAAUAUCGCGUUCUUUAAAGUUAGUUUCAUGUUAAGCUUUCACACAAACUACGUCAUAUAUAAACACUUAUAUUUUCGAAGUAUGGUAAGAUUUGUCUCUUGCCGAUUUUUUUCACUUUAAAUAUUCUCUUAGAGGGGUUGUGCCCUUGAUAUACGCGCAGAUCUGGCAAUCACCUUGACGGUUAUGUAUCUCCAAUAGAAAACAAACUCAUUAAUGCAUUUUCUUAAUCACACGCGAAAAUUUUAUCGACAUUUUCGCAUAUGUGAUUUAAGGAGACGAGUGACUGGGGACCAGAAUGAGUACUCUGAUUUACUCCAAAAUAAUUCGAAGCUUAUAGAAGCAAAAAUAUCUACAAGUAGAUUUUGAAACUUCUUAAGAUCUUUAUCGAUUCUUGUCCUGCAUUUUCGAUACAUCCAAGAGCAAACAUGAGUCGCUCAAACUGGCCCUUGAAUUUCACUUAUGUGGAAGUUCAUGUUGAAGUAGCACUUAGGAAUCAAGUGUAAAUACAAAUGUAAUUAAAUUUCGAGGGCCGACGGUAUAAUAUUUAUUACAAAACAAUAGUAUUUGUGAUUGUGUUAUUUAUUAAUUAUUGCUUAAGUCUGUUGUUCGCAGAACUCUGUAACGUUGGACGGAUAAAGGCAUUAAAUUUGUAAAUAAAAUCUUCCUAUGAGAGACACAGA